AGGUGCAACAAAAUGAAUUCGAUCGCUCAAAUGCCGAAUUGUAACAAACAUCGCAAUUUUGAUAUAAGUGAGGUUUAUAGAGCCCCUUAGAGGGAUGAUAAUUGUCAAUGGAUUGUCGAUUGAUUUUGACAGUUAGUGCUAUAUUGCUUCCAAAUUUUGCGACUCCUUGCAACGAUUAUUUUGUAUUUAAUAUUUAUGUCAGAAUAAUAGAAUAAAUCAUAUAUGUUUCACCAGAAGCAGCGGUGGUUUAACUCAUAUAAUCACACACUAAGUUAAAGUGAAACUAACAGGUGUUCGGCAAAUAGACGAUUUACAAUACAAAACUAUGGACGCAAGCAUCUUAUAACUUGAUUUUAAACUUGUUUAAGUUGAAUUUAUAAGUCGUCUUUAUGUUGAUUCUAUGCCACAAUUAUUUUCGCGUCACCCAAAACAACAAGAAUGACAACGACGACAUCCAGCAUUUCAGUAAAAAAAAGUUUGUGUUUGGAUUGUUCAUCCUUUUGUUGGUUGAUGUAUUGUGGGUGGUGUCGUCCGAGCUGACUAAGUACAUCUAUGUAGAGGAAAAAAUAGAUAGGCCCUUCCUGGUAUCUUACAUACGCAGCUCUUUGUUAUUUGUUUACCUUGUGGGGUUGUGUUUCUCGCCACCCACCCGAGACCCCUGUAGACCUGCAGAUUACACACAAUUGUUAGAACCCAAUGCUGAGGCAGAUGAGGAUAACUUUUUUAAUGAAUCAAACAAUAGUUUGGGAGACUCCACAUUUGUGCCUGUCCGUGCUGGAGAGACAACAGACAGUGAUGAUGCGACUCCUCGCGCUGUGCGCUUCAAUAAAGUGGCUGAAGUUCGGGUGAUGUCCGCGGCGAUGGCAGGCGAGGCGUUGCUGGCGCGCCUGUCCUGGGCCGCGUCUCUCCGGGCCAGCGAGUUCGCGCAGCGCCGCGCCGCCGCCGCCGCCACGCGCCGCCACUUGCGCAUGGCGCUCGUGUUCACAGUGCCGUGGUUCAUCUCCAACUACCUGUACCGGCUGAGCCUGCGCAGCACGCGCACGGGCUCGGCGACGCUCCUGGCGUCGACGGCGGGCGCGCUAGCCCUCGCGCUGGGCGCGCUGGCGCGGCCCGCGCCCGCCGACCGCUUCACGCUGUCCAGGCUGGCCGGCGUGCUGCUCACGGCCGCCGGGUUGGUGGUGGUCGGAGUGUGGGAGCAGGCGGACUGGGCGGGCGUGCUGGCGGCUCUGGGCGCCGCGCUGACCUAUGCAGUGCACCUGCUGCUGUUCCGGCUCGAGAUGCGCAAGGGCGACGGCAUCAACUCGCCGCUGCUAGUCGGUCUGGUGGGUUGCGCUUGCGGCCUCGGUGGCUGGGCACUAGGAGGCGCCCUAGCGGCCAGCGGCGCCGAGCGCCUGGCGCUGCCCGCCGCGCCCGCCUUGUCCUGGCUGCUGCUCGACGCGCUGCUCGGGCCGCUCCUGCUGGAGUCGCUGUGGCUCUGGGGCCGCUCCCUGACGUCCGUGCACGUGGCCACGACGGCGCUGGCGCUGACGCCGGCGCUGGGCGCGGGCUGGGACGCGCUGCGCGCGGGCGGCGCGUGGCGCGCGGCGGCGGGGCUGCUGGCCGGCGCCGGCUGGCUGCUGGCCGCCGCCGACCCCGCCGCCGGCUGGCUCCGGUCGCGCCUGAGGACUGAUGGCUUCGAGGUAAUAAGAAACAUUCCAGACCUGGACGAGCAGUCGGAGGCGCUGAUGUCCGCCGACGAACCGACGUAGCGGGGCUCGCAAGCAGUUCGUGUGGACACAUCUUGUUAUGCCUAGUCUGAGCAUCCGACACGCUGCUGUACACCUCACCUGCAUCACUGGUACUACGUUUUUCUGUAGCGAUUCAACUGGUUGCUUUUUCGACAAAAGUUCAAAUAUCCUAGUGUUAGUCCUAAGAAUAAUUAAAGUUGCAAAUCAUCCAAUUAAAAAAGUCGAUAAUUGUCUAAUAUGUCCUCCUACGUCCCGAUUCCCGAUGUCAUUUUAAAAGGACAAAUUUCUAAUCUAAUUUUGUACUAUGAUGGAAUGAAAGGUUUCCUAAUUCAAACCUGCAAAACGAUUCUGGAUUUUAGGAGGUUAUGUAUGGCAAGAAAAGUUGUCAUAUCACAAAAUAUCGCUAAUUUUUAAUGUUUAGCCAAUGACUUGUCUACAAUUAGAGUUAUAGAUAUUUUAAACGCUUCAGUUUAAUAGCGCGUAUUAUUCAAUUAAUUAUUUAUUUACACCAUGAAAACUUGAAGAAGUAUAACUGUAUUAAUCACAAUAAUCACGGUUAGGAAACUGUGAGACAGCCAGUGGUAACAACACGGCCACGCAGCGACUAGUGUGGCGUCAGACUACCACUAUUAAUAUAUGUACCACUGUUCACAACAUAGCAUUUAUACAUAGACUUAGACAUUUUAAAUGCAUGUUAACCAUAGCUUAAACAUUCCAGAUAGUUGUUGUUAUUAAUUACUAUAGAUGUACCACUACAAGUUUAAACAAUAGUCACCGAGUGAAAUCAUGUAUAGUUGACUUAAGUAUAUUUAACUUAAAAAGAUUUUAUAGUGUCUACGGUAUGAUUCGUCGAUCUUUUUGUAUCACGUGUGUACUUUUAUCAAAGAGAAUUUGAAAUAGAGAUAGAUUGUCAAAAUAAACUUUGCAGCCACAGCAAAUUUACUGCCAUCUUUCGACACAUGAUUAAAACUUUUAGAACGCCAUUUGACUUUGAUCCUUAUUAUUUUACUGAUAUGUGUUAAAUUUGGCUCGAAACCGCCCGUCGCUCGAAAAGAUGCCGCCAUACCUUUGGCCUUUGCUCUAGUAGAUGGCGCCACUUUUUGAUAUUUAAAAAAAUUAACACAUAUUGGUGAGAAAGAAUAAAGAUCAAAGUCCAAUGGCGUUGUAAAAGUUUUAAUCAUCUGAAGAAAUAUGGUAGUAAAUUUAUUGUGGCUACUAAGUAUACUUUGACAAUCCACAUCUAUUUCAAAUUAUCUUUGCUUUUAUGUUAGCAUAGUAUUGCACCAAUAUGUGCGUCAUUACUUGAACGAUUUGUAUUCUUGAUUUGGUUUUCUAUAAAUAUAAUGUAAAUAAUAUAUUUAUAGUUUGUGCACGUGACGUUAUGAGAUGUGAUACUAUAAUGGACUUAAGCUUAACUUCCUUCACAAGUGACAAUAUUCUCUUCUCUUAUAUUAUCUCUGUGCCUGUAUUUGUAUUUAAUCUAGGCUCGUUUCUAGGGCAGCCAACAAGCAACAAAUUAUUUAAUUUGAUCUGAGAUCUCAAUAUUUUUUACCAGCAUGUAGUUUGAACAGGCCACUUAAAGUACGUAACUUGAUUUGAUAACUUAGGGUAUUUUUCUUUUUAAAACUAAGCGACUACACUUUAAAACUAUGCAGAUGAUAAUGAUGACAUCAAAAGAUAAUUAUAUUUUUACUGUUCAUAGUCCCCAGAGCCCAUAAGCUUAUCGUUCUUUUAAAUUAAGAAACUGUUGGUUUUAAAUUAUAAUACAGUCGGUUAUAAGGCAGCUAAAAGGUGCUGUCUUUUAAAUGGUGUGAAUUAUAAUUUCGGAAAUAUCAAUCGACUGACUAAGUAAUUGACUAUUAUCGUCACUAAAAAAUUGUCAAAGAAUAUCAAAAAGCAAGCUGUAAAUCCAAUGCGACAAUUCACGACAAAUCUCCAAAUGAUUUGAAGUACCGGCCGAUUCAUAUUUCAUAAAGUUAGUAAAAAUAUCUGGAACGUUUUCAUUGUAUUGUAAUGCUACAUUUUUGCCAGCAUCUAAAGGCGGGAUUCCACCAGUGUGCGACACUGUGAGAACACAAGAGUUUUACUGAGUAAGUACUUUAGUACUGAAUAUGCUUGUGCCAGUCACUGGUGGAACCCUGCCUUAAGAUGCUAAAAGAAAUAUCGCAUUAUGAAAUUUCGCCGCGCAAUAUUUCAAUGUGAUUUCAAUUACAUUAAUAUAAUUAACUAUUCAUUUUACGCUUUUAAACGAAACGGUUUUGUUGUUUUGUCAUUUUUUGUAAGGGAUUUGAAUAAAUUUCGUAUAGUCUGUAGUUUAUAUCCAAGCACAGGGGGUUCGUGACACUUUUUGUACAUUGAAGAAUCUUAUACAUAAAAUGUAUUGUAAUGUUAAUAAUUUCAAGAUUAAUUUACAAUCUUCCACCAUGCGUCUCAAGUACAAGGUGCAAACUUGUUAUUACGUAUAUUUGGUAUUUUAUAUAAGUUAAGGUUUCCAGACUUCUCGUUCCCAAACAUUACUGACCCUUGGGAAGAAAAACUGCGUGUAGCUCUGGAAUCCAGAGCCAUCGAAGUAAUCUACUACUAAAUACUCACCUGAUCUUGGUGAUUUAUAUUCUAUGGAAUUUUAUAAAAAUACUGUCGAUGGGCAUUUCUAUUUAAACUUGUUAAACCCCCAAUUUUUGUGUUAGUAUUGGGAAUUUUCAUAUUAUUUCUACUCAGGAUCACGGAUCUUUGCGUCCUUGCCGAGAAAAUAUGCCCCCAUUUUUUUGGUCCACUUGGUUACGUUUUUAAGGACAAUCAAAAAUGUAUGAAAUUUUGGGGAUGCUCUUUUUCCCGUAUUGGGAUCGAAAGAGCUCGUGAUUCUGUAUGGAAUAGUACAAUAUGAUACAAGUGUGCUAAGUUGGUCAUUACACACGAGACGAUAUUGUGCGCGCGAGCUGUAAGCGAGCGCGCAAUAAGAAAGCCCAUGUGAGUAAUGACCAAUGCACACGCGUUUCAUACGACGUUUUUCAACACACUUGCGAGGAAAAAACAAAACUUAUAAAAUUGUUUUUUUUUUUUAUCAAAACAGUAAAUGUUCAAUUUUCAAAAUGGUGGCUUACGGUUUUAACAUCGAAUAAUUGCACCAAAGCGUGCUGGGCUUGUAGGCACUUAUUCGCCAGUUCAUUGAAGUAAGCUACCAACACGUUUUCCAAUAAAGACUGGGCAUAUUUGUAGAUUUUCCAUUGAAUGAAAGUUUAAUAUGCCGCCAAGUACUUUUCAAACGAUUUUGAUGGUAAAAGGCUAUCAUUCUCGGCUCUUGCCUCUAUUAGUACUUAUUACUGGCAGCGUCAAUUUUAUGUAUUCUUCAUUUUCAGUGCUUGAAAAUGUCAUUUUCGUCAAUAUAUAAACUAAAAACACACGACAAAUACGGAAAAUGGCUGGCCCGUUAUUUUAUUUUUUACGCACGAUUCCAAUGCGCGCGCAAGGCAAAGGCGCGAAUGAAAUUGACAAACAGCCAAUUAAAAAAAUGAAAAAAGCUAAUAUUUUCGUAUUUCUAUUCGACGAAUGGAGAUCAAAUCGAUAAAAUGUUGUUUAUUCAUUAAUGUAAUUUACGAGAUAAUUUAAUCUAUAAAUUAUGUUUAGUGUGAUAAAACCUCUUUGAACUAACAUUUGAAACCUAAUAAUUGAUUUAAUAAAAUGUAUUACUUGACCAAAUUAAGAAGGCUCCGUUUCCAUGCAUAUUAUUAGCAAUCAGUUACCUUCUUAACUCAGUCGGAUAAUAUAAUGAAAAAGCACGAUUGUUAUAAUAUACUGAAAAAGCACGCGUGAUUAAUAUCUAGGAUUAUGAGCCAAAAAUCGGUGGAAUUAAAACGUUGUUUUGAGCAAGUGUGUUGAACAUAAUAUAACAAUUCUAAAAUCUGAAAUGCAAGUUGGGAAAAAGAAAAAGAAAUGCCAGAUAUAACACGUCUUUUAUAUACCAAACACCAAGUAAGAAUUCUAGUUAUUAUGUUCGUGGAUUUUUUGCCCAUGUUGUUUAAUAAUGUAUGAGGCGAGUCAGGCGAGCAAAACUUGAUACAAAGUGAACACGCGUCCGAACAUUGCCACUCUAUGUUUAAGAUUCUUUAAUUCAUCACGUAAUUUAUAAGUUAUAAGCUAUUUUAUUUUCGAUAAGAUUGUAUACGUGUGUAAAUAAUAGAUCUACAAAAGCAUGUACUUAUAGAUUUCCGCAUAAUCCAGAAUUCCUAUGAUACAUCCUACAGUUGCUCUUGUAUUUCAUUAAAUAACUUCGGUAAGUUCUGAUAAAUCGAAAGUCCCUUAAUGUUACAUUAGUAAUACAUUACAAUAUAAAAGUGCAGAUCUUUCAGAUUUCAAUGUCCCGUUUUCAUUGUGAAUUUUAAUCCAUUUAUUACGAGUUAUCAUUUAAUUAACAACGACUAAUAUUUUAGAAUUAGUACAUUACGAACAAGUGCGAAAACUAGGAAAUUCGCAACGAGUGGCGAUAAAUUAAAACACGACCGAACGUUUACGGUAUAUAUGGCGCUACUUUACCUCACUAGUGCGCCAUAUGUCUACUAAAACGUUGUACAAUACACGUGCGAAUAGGUAGUUUUUCGUCAAUAGGUCUUUUCCUACUUUUGCACGCACUUGUAUUGUAACUAUUCUUUCACAAUUAAUGCCGUAACGUGUAAGACUGGCAAUAUUAAACCUGAUCAGUUAUUAAUAACAGGUUAUCUUUUAAGAUAAUCGAUCGAAAGAGCGUAAACUGUCAAAACAUUUUCUAGGUAAAAAACUUAAGUAACUCACCUGUUGGAUGUAGUUGUGACGUGUUCGAAUAGACAUUUGUUUUGUUUGUGUGUGUCUUUUAAACAUGUAUUGUCAUAUAAUUAUUGUCAUAAACAUGUAAAAACUUAAGUAAGUUUACUUAAGUUUUUUACCUAUCCGUCUAUUUUCGUUUGGCAUUUGUCAAUAGAUUACUAAGACGCAUAAUGUAGUGCAAAGUAUGGUAUCCGUAAAUGUUACUGCGCCAAAGGUUUAUGUCGACGUACAACGCCAUCUACUUCAGAUGUCGAACGAAGAAGACCCAGCGACGCAACUUAAUAUGUAAAUAACAAACAAACAAGUGAGUUUCACAAUAUGCCCGCAUAUAAAACCCGUCUGUUGCUAUGAAAAAAGUAGAUGUAUAGGUAAUCCAAAUUCCUCGGAAAUAUUAUACGAUCCACUUUUUCACAUGCUCUUAAGCACCAUUUUCUGUGUAAAAUACCUAUCAUAGCAAUGACAGUAUUAAAUGGAUUAUAUGUGUUACAAGAGUUGUGGCAAUAUAUUUUAUUAUUACCUUGA
Messenger RNA from Cydia pomonella (codling moth), 7046 nucleotides. Its product is annotated as solute carrier family 35 member F5. Gene Ontology annotation, biological process: regulation of peptide transport. The coding region runs from base 390 to 1748 and encodes 452 amino acids. NCBI's taxonomy places the organism in Eukaryota, Metazoa, Arthropoda, Insecta, Lepidoptera, Tortricidae. The transcript has 10 exons. The record is from RefSeq and is a predicted model, not a curated record.